AGUUUGCCCUCACUCACUCGCAGCCAGCAUGUCGGCCAGCAGGUUUGUCUGUCUUAUAUCUGUAGGCUUUGUUUUACAUCUAGCCACAGCGGCCAUCCCAGGGUUGAAUACUUGUGUGGUGGACACCGUGUCUGGCAAAGUUGAUAUUACCCCACUGGGGAACCAAGAUGGAGAUCCCAGGUUCAAGGACAUACCCGACCAGAACAGCUAUACCUAUUCAUGGAACCCAUGCUACGGAUUUACGGAGUCUGAGUCUUGCCAAAAUGUCGAGCUGUGUCAACAUGACAAGAGAAUGGACUACGCGCUCGGUUCCGACACAGUGGCCGAGUUCAUCCAGAAUACCACGCACCUGUUCUUGUCAUACACUACAUUCGCAGCCGUGGUCAGGAAGAGCUACAUCCAGCUGAUCUGCGAUGCCUCGGAGGAAGGAGUAUUUGCCGCUCAGGGAGAACUUCCUCAAGCUGUGUAUCACUUCACACUAAGGAGCAAGUACGCUUGUCCCAAGCCCAAGACGACGACCCCUUUAACGACACCUGCAGCAACGACCACAGCCGUGGCCCCUACGCCAUCACCACCACGACCAAUCUUCACCCUUAAGACAAUCACUAUACUCCUUGGAUGUAUCCUCGUGUGUAUCUGUAUCCUGAUAUUCAUGGUCUUCGUUGGGCUCUUGACAAGGCGGUCAGGUGAUGUCGCGGUAGCGUUUGACAAAAAGAAGAUGAAGUUCUAAUCAUAAAACAUGCUGUCCUCUGCUUGUUGACGAGGUCGAAACUUAUUGUAUUUGGAGAAUAAAUACUAUACAUGA
Haliotis rubra (blacklip abalone) is the source of this 805-nucleotide messenger RNA. RefSeq lists its product as uncharacterized. Bases 29 to 730 code for a protein of 233 amino acids. Gene Ontology annotation, cellular component: trans-Golgi network. The record is from RefSeq and is a predicted model, not a curated record. NCBI's taxonomy places the organism in Eukaryota, Metazoa, Mollusca, Gastropoda, Lepetellida, Haliotidae. The transcript is spliced from 6 exons.